This is a messenger RNA of Bipolaris zeicola 26-R-13, 1212 nucleotides long. RefSeq lists its product as uncharacterized. Gene Ontology annotation, biological process: response to nutrient; branched-chain amino acid catabolic process. The transcript is spliced from 3 exons. Lineage: Eukaryota; Fungi; Ascomycota; Dothideomycetes; Pleosporales; Pleosporaceae. Gene Ontology annotation, molecular function: catalytic activity. Bases 1 to 1212 code for a protein of 403 amino acids. The record is from RefSeq and is a predicted model, not a curated record.
AUGGCUUCAAAAACACCAUCCCCUCGCACAUUGUCCCACUACCUGCUGCGGCGCCAAACACUGCUUCGCCCUCGCUGUCACACCCGCAUUCCCAACAGGCCAUACUCUGCCGCCGCACCUGGUGCACGCCUCAACGGCACCGUCGAGUACGACACCACCCCGAUUCUCAAUCACACUGCCAAGUCGACCCUCUCCAACCCCGAGCUGCCUGCAGAGAUACGGAAUGGCCAGACAAAGCGCAUCAACCUGUAUACUGCAAUCAACGAGGCCCUGCGACAUGCAUUGCAGACAGAUGAAAGAGUCCUGGUCUUUGGAGAAGAUGUCCAGUUUGGCGGUGUCUUCCGGUGUACAAUGAACUUGGCUGGCGAUUUUGGCACAGAGCGCGUCUUCAACACACCACUGAGCGAGCAAGGACUAGUCGGCUUUGCCAUUGGAGCCGCUGCCGAGGGCAUGAAGCCUGUCGCAGAGGUCCAAUUCGCCGACUAUGUCUUCCCCGCAUUCGACCAAAUCCACAAUGAAGCCGCCAAGUACAGAUAUCGAUCAGGUAGCACUGGCGUCAACUGCGGUGGUUUGGUUAUACGCAUGCCAACUGGAAGUGUCGGACACGGUGCUCUCUAUCACACACAAUCACCAGAAGCUCUCUUCACCCAUACGCCUGGUCUACGCGUUGUAAUACCCCGCUCGCCCGUACAAGCAAAGGGCCUUCUCCUUUCGGCCAUCCAAUGCCCAGACCCCGUCAUUUUUAUGGAACCCAAGAUACUCUACCGUGCCGCUGUUGAGCAGGUCCCAGUGGAUGCGUACCAUCUUCCUCUCGACAAGGCGGAAGUUCUCAAGACCGGCAAGGAUCUGACAAUCAUAUCCUACGGCACCCCACUAUACACAUGUUCGGCCGCCAUAACAGCCGCUGAGAAGGACUUUGGAUGCAGUGUAGAGCUGAUUGACCUCCGGACCAUCUACCCUUGGGACCGGGAAACUGUACUAGAAAGCGUCAAGAAGACUGGUAGAGCAGUCGUAGUGCACGAAAGCAUGAUGAAUGCCGGCGUUGGAGCAGAGGUUGCUGCGACCAUUCAAGAAAAGGCUUUCCUAAGACUAGAGGCUCCAGUCAAGAGAGUGACAGGUUGGGCUACCCAUACAGGUCUCAUGUUUGAGCAGUUUGUUAUUCCCGAUGUUACAAGGGUGUACGACGCCAUCAAGAAGACAUUAGAUUACUAA